UCUGUAUUUAAAAUCAUGUAAGAAGGCCUCACAGACUCGCAACAUAAAUUUCAUUUUUUUUUUACUGGAAAUAAUUAUUUUUAAUGAAAUUCGAGUGAAGAACAAAAAACCAAGUUUUUGUUUUUGUUUUUAAUUCUUUUAUUUGGUGGGUAGUAUAUAGCAUUCUGAUUUUCCUCCUUGAUUUUUCCUACCGAAGAACAACAACAAAUGGGGAUCGGUUCUGAGGAGGCGAUCCGGCAGCUCCGAGCUUUGAUGGAUCAGGUUGAGGAGCGAUUGAAGUGGGCUUUUCAGAAUGUUCAUCAAGGCUAUCUAACCGAAACUUUGGAGCGAUUUCUUAAGGCGCGGGAAUGGAACGUUAGCAAAGCGCACAAAAUGUUGGUAGAUUGUUUAAAAUGGCGAGUAGACAAUGAAAUCGAUAUGAUGUUAACGAAACCUAUCAUUCCUGUCGAUGUUUACAGAGCGGUUCGUGAUUCUCAGCUCAUAGGACUUUCGGGUUAUUCAAGAGAGGGCCUACCAGUCUUUGCCAUUGGUGUGGGACUCAGCACAUUUGAUAAAGCAUCUGUUAAUUACUAUGUGCAGUCACACAUUCAAAUCAAUGAAUAUCGGGAUCGCGUAAUCUUGCCUUCUGCAUCAAAAAAGUAUGGGCGACCUAUUACGACUUGUGUGAAGGUAUUAGACAUGACUGGUUUAAAACUGUCAGCGCUGAGCCAAAUCAAGUUGUUGACAAUCAUAUCAACCAUUGACGACUUGAACUAUCCAGAGAAGACGAAUACAUAUUUCAUAGUAAAUGUCCCUUACAUAUUUUCAUCUUGUUGGAAGGUUGUUAAGCCUCUGUUGCAGGAAAGGACCAGGAAAAAAAUUCAAGUUUUAUCAGGUAGUGGAAGAGAUGAACUGCUGAAGAUAAUGGAUUAUUCAUCAGUACCACACUUCUGCAAAAGAGAAGGCUCUGGAUCAUCGCGUCAUUCAUCUGAUGGAGCUGAAAAUUGCUACUCUUUGGACCAUCCCUUUCAUCAACAACUCUACAACCAUAUCAAGGAGCAAGCUGUUCAGGAAUCUUCAAGACCGAUCAAACAAGGAUCUGUUCAUGUGAGUCUACCUGAACCAGGUGCAGAAGGAACUGAAAUCGUCAAAACCAUUGAGUUAGAGUUGCACAAGUACGGGAACGGGAACGGGAAUGCGAACGGAUUAUCGAACUCGCUAGGUAGCCUGAAAAUUUGAAGAGUGAGGUUAUAGAGAUGAUGAUGCCUUCAGCUUGAAGCAACAUAAGCUCACUCUUCAUUUCGUCAAGAUAUUGAAGGCUGCUGAGCUGAAAGUUCAUAUUGGAAGCCCUGCUAAUGGUAUUACACAAAAUGACUAAUGCACUACUCAUUUGCAGUUGGCAAUAGUUCCCAAGAAAUCCACAUAUAAGAAAAUAUAUUGUAUGUAAUUUUACAUAUAGGCUAGCUAAGCAGUCAAGUUCCUUCCUAGCUAGAUAAGGCAAUGUACUUGUCCUCUAGUCACUGUUCUUUAGUUAACUUCUUGCUGCACAAGCCAUUUCAUAUUUACUGAAAUGCUAUUGCCUACUAAAUUUCUAGGUAUCUAAUAAUAUAAUAAAUAUUUUCUUAUUA
Molecule: messenger RNA, 1607 nt
Organism: Benincasa hispida (wax gourd)
Lineage: Eukaryota; Viridiplantae; Streptophyta; Magnoliopsida; Cucurbitales; Cucurbitaceae
Product: phosphatidylinositol/phosphatidylcholine transfer protein SFH1-like
Source: RefSeq, a predicted model, not a curated record